Messenger RNA from Fraxinus pennsylvanica, 420 nucleotides. The record is from the annotation of a GenBank genome assembly. NCBI's taxonomy places the organism in Eukaryota, Viridiplantae, Streptophyta, Magnoliopsida, Lamiales, Oleaceae.
AUGAUUCAGUAUGGGAAUACUACGUUCAAAGACAUGGAUCGUUUGUCUCUUUAUGAGAUAGCACUGAAUACAUGGGCGAAAUGGGUAGACUCUAAUGUAGAUCCAACAAAGACAAAAGUGUUCUUUCAAGGGGUUUCUCCAGAUCAUGCCAGCAUGCCGUACAUAAAUGCCACGAACUGCCAGAACCAAACGCAACCACUGCGAAAUCCAGGGGAUCCUCAUCCAGCAGAAUUUGUACUGGAGAAAGUACUAAAAGCAAUGUCCAAACCAGUCUAUUUGCUCAACGUUACUACCUUGUCACAGCUAAGAAUAGAUGGGCACCCGGCCUCAGCUGGUCAAGGAGUAGAUUGCACCCAUUGGUGUCUAGCAGGAGUCCCGGAUACGUGGAAUGAACUUCUUUACACAGCUCUCUUCUCGUAA